AUGCAGUUUAUAUAGAUUACACUCCUAACUGACUUACUGUGUUUGCAUGCUUAUGUACAAGAAUUGAAGCUAGACUCAAGCAGGGGCAGAUUGUGCUGCACUGUGAAUGUAAGCCGUGUAUAUCCUGAAUUCUGGAAUUACCAUUUUCUUCCAUGAUUUAUUUGGUGAAGGAAGAAACCCUUUGUUGAAAACAAUAAAAACAACUUCAUUUCUGAACUCACAAACAGGCCUUAAGAUUUUAUUUACAAAUUACUUCUUUUUUUUUAUUUUUUUGAACGGUAUAAAUGCCAUGAAUCCCGCCCGUUCAUCAAUGAAAUUGAUUGUUUACACAGCUCCAAUUUUCUGUUAUACACCUAGAAUUUGUUUUUCAUGCUGCAACUUUAAAGACCACUUAAACAGAAAAAGGUUAACACUUAACCGGCCAACACCUAAAGAGGGAAAAUGGCAGUCAAACUGAUUAACUCCUUGGCCAACAAUGACCACACGACUAGGCAAAAUUCAAGCCUAUGUUCCCAAUUCUAUGCUCCUAUAAAGACAUUUACAAACAAGAGAACUACCGGACCCCAUUCAGCCUAUAUCAUUUUUGGCCAAAAUGAAGAGGGAGGAUUGCCAACAUGGCAUGUUUAGGACUUAUGAUGUCCUACCAUCUCCAUGGAACCCGGAACCCGGAACACGAUCCGGUCAAAGACUUAGUUUGCCUCAGGUUACCGGAUUAUUUUCCAAUGUGCCAGCAAAGGCCUGCAACCAUUCCAAGUUUACAGGGAAAUGUGAUAGGACACAAUGUCUUGAGAGUCACUUGAAUCCUGUUAGUAAAUCCAAGGACAAGACAAAGGGUACUCAAAAGUUUAGGACAAGUUAUAAGGUUGUAAGUCCUAGGUUGAUUACUUGGCGGCGCGUUGUAGACAGGCAACCCGGAUUGAGUGUUUCCGGGUUUUCUUCCAUGGGAAUUUUGGAACAUCUACAUAGUGUUAAUGAAGAUGAUGAGAUUGGUCAUCAUGUAAAUGAUGUUCAUGAUGACUAUGAUGAUGGUGGUCCUUGUGGUCUUCUUGAUGACGAUGAUGAUGAUGAUGAUGAUUCUAUGGCAAAUAUUUGGUCUCUACAUGAGAAAGAAAAGGAGAGAGGAGCAGAGAUUGAAGAAUAUGUUGACGAUGAUCAUAACAUGGAUAGUAACUAUGACGAUGAUGAUGUGAGUUAUUGUGAUGUGGGGUUCAUGCUGGACCAAACUGAGGAAGAUGAAGGCUGGUGUUUAUUGAGAGAAAUGUGA
This is a messenger RNA of Durio zibethinus, 1264 nucleotides long. RefSeq lists its product as uncharacterized. Lineage: Eukaryota; Viridiplantae; Streptophyta; Magnoliopsida; Malvales; Malvaceae. The record is from RefSeq and is a predicted model, not a curated record.